AUGGUACAAGCUACAGUGUUUGGACUGCUCGGGCUGGCCGCCUCUGCCUUGGGCACCUAUGCACCGUAUUACGCGAACUUGACCUGGGAGCCGGCGCGGACUCUGUCUAACUGGUCGAACCUGACCGUCGAAACGCGGACAGGAACGUUCAUUGGCAUGCUCAAUGAUACCUAUCCAGACGUGCGUCAGUUUCUCAGAGUACCAUAUGCCAAGCCUCCGGUUGGCGAUCUUAGAUGGCUCCCUCCUCACAGGCUUGACAAUUCUAGCAGGAAAUACGACUCCACUUUCUACGGGCCAGCCUGUCCACAGUAUGUGCCCUCGACUAGUUCGUUUUGGAAUGAAUAUGAACCGGCAAACCUGCUGCUCAGCGUUGGGGAGAAACUCAACCAGGGUUCGACCGCGUGGUCAACGUCGGAAGAUUGUCUCUCGCUGGCGGUGUGGACUCCUUCUUAUGCCAAUGACACAUCGAAACUCCCAGUCGCACUGUUUGUCACCGGUGGCGGUGGGAUUACUGGAGGGAUCGAAAUCCCUUCCCAGCUGCCGUCUGCUUGGGUGUCGCGGUCUCAGGAGCAUAUCGUCGUGACUAUCAACUACCGGGUCAACAUUUUCGGAAAUCCGAAGUCACGAGCGUUGAAUGACACCUCUCUCACCCUGAUGGAUGUGAGGGCUGCUGUGGAAUGGGUUCACGAAAACAUUGAAGCGUUUGGAGGUGAUGCGGACAACAUCAUGCUAUGGGGACAAUCACAAGGUGCUCUCUUGACACACCUAUAUACCCUCGCAUGGCCAGAGGAGCCUCUGGCAGCCAAGUUCGGCGUCAUCUCGCAAGGCGCUUCGGCGACGAUCAACCUGUCAACUACGACGGAUGUGUACCAAGACUUUGACAUUGUGGCCAAGGGACUGGGGUGCAAUUAUGGGGAUGAUGCCGACGCCGAGCUAGAAUGCAUGCGGGGGAUCUCGUGGGUCCAGAUCGAGGAGUACAUUAACCGCUACAACAGCACUCCCUCUAUUGCUUUUACCAACUACAUCCCCGAUGAGCGAUACAUCUUCUCCGACGAACGGCAACGCUACAUUGAGCGCAAAGUGGCGCGAGGGCCGUCGAUCCGGUCCGACGCGGCACGAGAAUUCCCCAGCGAGAAUACAACGUCGGUUGAUGUCGACGAGGGCGAAGCGGACUGUCUGGCAGUGACUGAUGCUGCACUGCGCGCGUCGAUUGGCUUGGAGACAUAUCGCUACUACUGGGCGGGCAACUUCUCCAAUAUCAGUCCGGUACCGUGGCUGGGUGCAUUCCACUGGACUGACCUGUUGAUGAUCUUCGGCACAUAUAUCUUGGAUGUAGGCGAGAUUCCCCAGCUGGAAGUAGACACGUCGGCCACGAUGCAGGACUUUCUCCUCGCGUUUCUCAAGGACUCGUCGAGCAUUAGUGAGACGGUGGGCUGGCCUGCGUACUAUGGGAACCAGUCGAAUGGGGGUCUGAUCCUGGAGUUUGGCAAUGGGACGACAGUACGGAAUAUCACCGGGGACUGGCUGUUCUGCAUCUAG
Molecule: messenger RNA, 1539 nt
Organism: Aspergillus ibericus CBS 121593
Lineage: Eukaryota; Fungi; Ascomycota; Eurotiomycetes; Eurotiales; Aspergillaceae
Product: alpha/beta-hydrolase
Exons: 7
Coding region: 1-1539 (512 amino acids)
Source: RefSeq, a predicted model, not a curated record